Anisakis simplex (herring worm) is the source of this 261-nucleotide messenger RNA. NCBI's taxonomy places the organism in Eukaryota, Metazoa, Nematoda, Chromadorea, Rhabditida, Anisakidae. The record is from the annotation of a GenBank genome assembly.
AUGGCUGCAGCCUCACUCUUCACAGCCAUCUACUUGGCUGUCAUCUAUCGCCUUACGAUCAACUUAACCGAAUUACCAUAUUCGAACGAACUACGACGUCCCGGCUCUACGGAAUUUUUCAAUGCCAACGAUCAAAUCGUCAAAUCCUUUCAGCAUCUGCUCAGACGAAUUCCUGGUCAUCAUGAAGCAUCGGUACUCGGUUACAGAUACCAUCAAGUGGUUGGUACUCUAGCCACUGUUGACAUCUAUUCGGAUCGACCA